AUGAUCGGCAGCCGGCGUGUCGACCUGUUCAGGCGCUGUACCAGGCUAACAAAUCCCUCACUUCAUUUUCCUCAAGCUUGCCCUCCUCUACCCCGGCCCUACAGUCGAAUUCCUCUCGUGGUAACCCGCCCGAGUUCCACUUCGCCACCGAAUCUCGUGGUAUCCGGCAAGCUAAGAAAGUUCCCCGUGGGGGUAUCGGACUUCAGUAGAAUUCGCAAGCUCCCCGGAAGGGCAUACUUCGACAAGACGGGAUAUAUUUCUGAGCUUGAAGAGGGGGCUGGAGUCCAGCUCGUUUGCCGUCCUAGACGGUUUGGAAAGUCGCUCACCGUCACUACGCUGCGAUACUUCCAUGGAUUCCAGUUUCGCGACCAAUACGAUAAGCUUUUCAAAGGUCUCAACGUGGAUGAAGCUGUCAGCAAUGGCACCAUUCAACCUGGACGAUAUCUUCUUUUGGAAUUUGACUUCUCCCAACCUACCCGUCCUCACGACCUUGACCAGUCUGCGCAGUUCAUUGGGCAACACAUAAACAUGAUGCUGUCGAUAUUCAUACGUGAUUACACCAAAUAUCUGGGUGAAUCGUUUGCAUCGCAGACGUCUACUUUUACGGAGAAAAGCCCAGCCGAAAAUCUCGCACGCUUAAUUCAUGCUAUCUAUCUGCUAGCGGACGAAUACGAUGCUUGCGCCAACGAUUAUAUGGAUCCGCACAAUCCAAGGUUAUGGUCCGAUGCCGCACCCUCUCGUCUCUUGAAGGGAUUCUGGUCCAAUGUCAAAGCUGGCGGGAAGUUGGGUUACGGUAUUCAAAAGGUAUACAUCACUGGCGUCACGCCUCUGCUUUUAAGCGAUCUUUUCAGCGGUGCGAACGACCAAGAAAACAUCUCUUUCAGUCCAUUGAUUUCAACUAUUUGCGGAUUAACUCGAUCCGACGUGCUAGAAGCACUUAAGGUCAUCUGCAACAAUGAGGAAGAGGUGCAAGCGCACCUGAGGGAGUUGGAACACAACGCUAAUGGCUACCACUUCUGCGAUGAACAGAGUGUAGAGCCGGUGUUUAACACCCAUACUGCCCUUUCAUAUCUUGAAGUGAGCGGGGGAAGAAGACCUAAAGCUGUGGAAGCUCCAAACUCGGAGGUCUCUGAGAGCUUCUUAGAGGCUUGUGCAGGAGCACCUAGAGCGGUGAACGAGAUACAAUUAGCACUUCAAAAGGACGAACACGGCGCUUACCGAAAGAUUCCAUAUGACACAGUGCUCCGCAGCUUCAAACUAUCCGAACUAGCUGCUAGUGAAGGCGACAUAUCUGCAUGGCGAUCUUUGAUGGUCUACAUGGGCGGUCUGACUUUUGAUAUGAAUGAUCCAUCGAACUCCUUGAAGAUACCUAACCUCAUAGCAGCGAAGAGGUUUGGAUUCGCGCUCCUUGAUCGACUUGAUUUAUACCAUUUCAUGAUCAAUGCCGUACAUACUCUUGCGGAAACUGGGAACCCAAAGGACGUACUGGCUGGGUACUGUCACAUGAUGCGAGAGCGUGAUGUCUUCGGAGACGCAUUUUUAAAGAAGGAGGAACACCACCGAGACAAUAUUCGGUGGGGUAUUCUACAAAACGACGCCAUGCAGUCUACACUUGAAUAUCAGGUUACGAAGGUGAGUAACAGUCCAGGUUUUGUCGAUCUCCUCAUUACAGACAAUAAAAACCUCUACACCCUUAUCGAGUUCAAGAACAUCCAAAUCCCCUACCUGGAGCUUAGCGGAGAAGAUAAUAUUGGAAAAGUGAAAGGACUCGACGCUAUGAAGCUAAACGACAUUCUUAAACUGAAAUUCAAGGGCGACAAAUACCGAACAGGAAGCAUCAACAACUGGAUUGAUGGAAGAGGCCAUGGUCCGGUAUCUGGAAGUGUCCGCAAUCAGCUUCAGUCUUACAUUACGGGUCCUACCGUCCAAAAGGAGAUUGCAAACAAAGAUUUCCGUGCCUUUGCGGUGGUGAUUGUUGGAUCACGCCAGAUACUCGUGAGGGAGAUGGAUAGGCAUGGCAAGUGGGUCAGCAAGUUUCAGCUUGUGAAUGGGAAUCACCUUGAUAAGAUGGCAGGGCUAGGGUCCAAAAUGAGACACUAG
Messenger RNA from Rhinocladiella mackenziei CBS 650.93, 2100 nucleotides. RefSeq lists its product as uncharacterized. The record is from RefSeq and is a predicted model, not a curated record. Lineage: Eukaryota; Fungi; Ascomycota; Eurotiomycetes; Chaetothyriales; Herpotrichiellaceae. The transcript has 6 exons. Bases 1 to 2100 code for a protein of 699 amino acids.